This is a messenger RNA of Setaria italica (foxtail millet), 960 nucleotides long. Its product is annotated as auxin-responsive protein SAUR72. Lineage: Eukaryota; Viridiplantae; Streptophyta; Magnoliopsida; Poales; Poaceae. The record is from RefSeq and is a predicted model, not a curated record. The transcript has a single exon. Bases 179 to 565 code for a protein of 128 amino acids. Gene Ontology annotation, biological process: response to auxin.
GCGGGCCGUCGCCUCCCCAGCAUUCUCUUCUCCCAAUCAUCACCAUCUUCCUUGCAUUCUUCCUCAACUCUCUCUCUCUCCCUCCCUCCCUGUUCUUGAACCGCGCGUGCCGCGUGCGUCUGGUGUCCGCGUCGGCCGCCGGGUCCCGUCAUCGGAGGAAGGAGUCGAAGGCAAAACAAUGGCGAAGGGCGGGUUGGGCAAGCUGCGGUGCAUGAUCAGGAGGUGGCACUCCUCCAGCCGCAUCGCCCGCGCGCCGUCGCCGCCCGGCGAGGACGGCGUGGACGCGCGCGGCGCGUCGUUCCACGGCGCGGACGAGGUGCCCAAGGGCCUGCACCCGGUCUACGUCGGCAAGUCGCGCCGCCGGUACCUCAUCGCCGAGGAGCUCGUCGGCCACCCGCUGUUCCAGACCCUCGUCGACCGCACCGGCGGCGGCGGCGCCGCUGAGGCGGGCUGCACCGUCGUCGGCUGCGAGGUCGUGCUCUUCGAGCACAUGCUCUGGAUGCUGGAGAACGCCGACCCGCCGCCGGAGUCCCUCGACGAGCUCGUCGAGUACUACGCGUGCUGAGACAGAGCAUCCACCGCGCCCGGCCCCGGCCGCCGGAGCUGGAAGCUUGUCGAAUCUCGAUGCCGCGGCGGUAAAUCGCUCUGCAAUUCCUGUGUCUUGAGUAGGAUUAGAGUAGGAGAAACCAUUGUUAAUCGCCGCCGCGUCGGUAAAUCUUUCGGCUCCGUUGAUUGAAUUCGAUUGCCUCUAGUUGCUACAAUUUUUAAUGCUAUCCUCCUAAUAAGACCUCUUGGAGUCUGGACAAAUGCGUCCAUGUACAUUGCAAUGCUGAAAAGAGAAAAAAAAAACAUCUCCCAUUUCAACUCUUCGAUAUGAUGUGCAUCAGCGUUCUUUAUUUCAACUGGCGCUCUUGUGUUUGGCCUCUGGUGCAAUAUAAGAAUUUCUUUGUAAAGAAUGUA